GUUCUAUGAACAUGUUUCAGACCGUGCCUGACACUUCGUCUUACGUCAAGGUAAGACAACAUCGUCUCUUCGAGCAGGUAAUUUUGGUGGACUGUCUGGGUCCUCCCUAAUUUUAUAUUCAUGAUGAUACUUUGUGAAUAAUUAGUGUCUGCUUGUCAUUUUUAAAUCGCUAUCGGUAUGCCUACCCUAGACCUAAUAUGAGAGGGAUAUUGAAUAGGUAUCCUAUAAAUUGGCACAAGUGUCUCUCUCUAUUCCAUCGUCGUUAUCAUGUUAUAACCGUUCUGCAAGAAUAGGCCUGUAUUCAAACAUUGUAUGGAAGCCUACUGUAUAAUGUGAUUCUGUUCAUCUGUCUGGACAUCAAGAUCCAUUUAAUUUCUUUGCCUUCAGUGCGGGACUGUUAUAGCACAUUAUUAUAUUUGACAUCACGCAGUUUUUGUUCUCUCUCCGCCACAGUCUCAAAGAAUGUAAACAAAGCAAAUAGUGGACAUCUGGUUUUCACGUUUAAAACUCUGUGCAUUGAAUCAUAUGGUACAUCGUGUAAUUCCUGCAACCAGACAAUUUAUAGGCCUUGGGACAAUUGGUUUGAAACGAAAUAUUAAUUCCCAUUGUUAAUCUUAUAUCCUACAUUAAACGGCACAAUCCAGGACAUGCCAUAACCUGAGUUUAGGAAACUAUCAGUGUAAGUGCAGUCGUCAUGUAUUAUGGGAAUGUGUUGUGUUAGUAUAUAUGCCUACUUGUCAUUGUGCUGCCUGUUGAUUGCUCAUCAUAAUACAUCAACAUUUCGGUAGGCUAUUAUGUGAAUCAGGCUGUUUUAAAAUAAUAUUGGAAAUGUGAUGCCAUAUCUUACAUCGAUCAUUGGUCGAAGACCAAUUGCAUAUAGGCGGAGCCUGUAUGGUUUUGAAAAUGAACAAUUGUGCUUGUCAAGCCAUUCAUAAUAUCUUUAUAAUCAAAAUAUUCCAAGAGUGAGUUGUUAUGUUUUGGCGACUUAUUUCCCUUUGCAUAUAAGGGCUCUUUUCAUACAGUCAUAACGUUUGUAGCGCUCUGCAGAAAUACUUAAGUUUCACUGGCCACAUUGCUUGAGUCCUUUGAACAAUUCCCGAUUUGUUUUGGGAGACUUGGACAGCAAGGAAUGUUUGAGGAGAAAAUGUGCUUUGAAAUUACAAUUUUUGCUCCCUAAAUAAGACAAAAAGGCAAUGACGGGGAAACCAAUCCAAAAACCUGUACAAAGUACUCUUUGGUUAACCACUGAAUGCUUAAGAUUCAUUAAGCAACCCAAAUUUAAGACAAAGUUCGUCAGGUCAAUGAAUAUCGCAUUGCCCUGGUUUUAAUCGAACCCUUCAUUGAAUUAUUUUGCAUUUUGGGGCAAGAUAUUGGUUAGAAUGUGAACCAGGCACGCCUCAAGACACAUUUUAAAGAAAUAUUCUGCUUCAUUCAAGCGAAUCCAUGGUCUAGCAUUUGUUUUGUUUGGUUAAGGCCAGGCGAGACUCGAGCUCUCCAAUAAAAAUAAAUCUCAAAUUAAUUAUGGCCCGGAGCAAGGGACCAGACAGUUAGGUCUUGUGUGCUGCAGUCUCCGCUGUUUGGCCUGAGUAUUUUUACUUUGUUUUUAUUUUUGCCGAGAGAUGGAAGGGGCUUACCAGAACUUAAAUGGCCGAUCCAUAUCUAUGGCUAUGUAGGCCUAGUGGUUAGAAUAAUAGGCUUGAAACGUUUGUCACAUAAAUUAAUUUAUAGAAGUGGUUUUUAGUAGGCCUAAUGUUAGUUUGUUUUAUAUUUUAUGAAUUAAUAUUUGUUCACGAAUAAUAGAAACAUAGGCCUCUUUCAGUAGGCUACUAAUCUUGUAUAAUAAUUAUGAUGAAAACCUAUAAUAAUACCAGCAUAAUCAUCACCGUUAUAAUUUACCCUUAAAUCAUUUGGUAACAUUAUGGAGACGUUUAGGCCUAUAUAGGCUAUUCUUGCGCACAUGUAAGCAAGUGAAGUUGUGAAGUGCUGUAAAUUCAUGAUGAGCAAAAGGGCAACCAUUUAAAAACUUAAACUAACCUAAGUGGUAACCACCCACUUCUUGUAUUGUCCAAUGGAGGAGCUAUGGCUUCCCACAGCUCGUGGUAGGAAAUGUCUGGCUGUCAAGUUUCAGCCUCAAGCCAGAUGUUCUGUGGUUCGCUGUAUAAACCAACUUGCAUCUGUUUAUUGGCCUCCGAAAAUGUUUGUUACCACUGUAUUCAUUAUGGCCUUGGCGGAUCCCGGGACAUAUUUUCUCUCUUUGCAUAAACCUGCAUGUUUCGUGCGUAAUGGCGUGAAUAAUUUGAUUAGCUAUAGCCUAGCUCUUACUUAGUCUUUAGUUUUUUAGUGGUUUGCCUCGGUUACUGUGGCUCUAUGACCAACUCAAUCAAUAGUGCCAGGUGAUUUCAGAGUUUGGUCACAUUAUACCUCAAGUAACCUCAGGUGUCAACAAAUCACACAAGAUUGUGUUAGCGUUCUAUGGGUUAUUAGGCAUAUUUGAAAUAGGCCUACUUAUAUGGCCCAUAAAAUGACAGUUGUUCACUAUUAGGCCUACUAGUCAAUAGGCUAUUUAAAAUAAUACACAUCUAUUAUUUUCAAAAACUUAAGCCAUACCAAUGCCCUCUGCUAUUGUAAACGGGUCUAAACUGGAUGGAAUCUAUAAUAAUAGUAUACCAUAACAUAAUUCAGCCUACUUUCCUUUUGAACGAAAAUGAACGAAAUCCGAUACAAAACCAAAACAGUGGAAUGUUGAAUAAGAAAAAGUAACGGCCACUAAAUAGUUAAACAAGGUGUCUCCCUUAAUUACACGAAGCUGAACUGGCCUCAGGCAAGAGAAGCCUUGACCCCAAGCAGGAUCCAGAUGUGGUGGUCUCGAGGGGGCCUCUCCUGCAACAGACCCCCAAGUCGAGAGCAGACAGGCCGGCCCGUCUGUCAGUCGCAGUGGCGCAGGCUCGGUUUGGCCGCUCUGUGGCAUGGCCGCUUCCCCAGGCAGAGCCCUAUUGGUCUGGUCACGUUCAGAACUGGCUCCAUGUCUAGCAUCUGCGCUGAAAUUUUGUCUGAAUUGAUGAGGGCAAUUUUCAAAGGUAGAGGAAAAAUGGUUGGGGGUGGGGACUGGAGAUUUUUGUCCAUGGCUCCAGUAGCCUAAGGAAAAAAGUAGUUCAACUAUAGCCUAGUCCUAAUAGUAAAAUAAUAAUAGUAAUAAUAAUAAAAGCCUAUAAUAAUGUAAUAACAUGUAAUAGCAAUGUAAUAACUUCACAUGGGAGUAGGUAUACUUCAUCAUUACAUUAAUGAAAACCAUACACAUUUACUAAACUCCAAACAUAUUAAGAGAGGGGGUUCCCCUUUGCAAUAUUUGGAAAUAUACAAUCCAUUAUCAUUCCCUACUGUGUUGGAUAGCAGAUGCACACGUGUAGAGCAGAUCAUGAUAACAUGCGUCUGGGGCGCUGCGUGCUUGGAUUUUAUUAAUGGUGUUUCAGGUAAACUUCACAGAGGCUUGGAAGGCUAUAACAAAGAGUAGCCUAGAUCGCAUCAACCCUUGCCACAGGUAGUUCAUGUUCGUAUUCCUCUUGGUUUGAUUUACAGUUAAUUUCAUCAGCACUCUCGAGGAGAACAUCUGUCUGCUUUGAAAGUGAAACUCUAUUUUAUAUCUCUGUCUCGCAGUGGAAACGCGAAUAUAAGACGUUAAAGGAGUAGGGGAUGAUUUAGGCUACAGUAAAAUCUGAAUUGUGGAAACAAAUGUUUUACGUAUUGCAUUUAAGCAAGUAGGAGGUUAUAAAACAUUAUGGAAUCACAUAACAGUCUAUACCGGCUUAAAUUAUAACCUUUUCAUUGGCAAAUUAAUUUAACAUAAUAAAUGUAUAUUGAUGGAAUUGUUGAAACAAACUCAUUCGCCAGUGUCUGUGACGUUUGGAUAAAAAAUUACACAAAUGUAGCCUACAACAACAUAUGCAUAACGCUGGCAACCAUUCUGUAAAUAUUUCCGAGUAAAAACAUUAACAGCGGGGGGAACACGCAAUUGUUUUCCCUGCUUAUCUCUUUGGGACAAGUAUCCUGCUUUUUGGAGCUGCAAUGAAGGCAGGGCUUGCAGUGACACUCAUAGCUUCCUUCUCAAAAGCGGUGACUUCACUUCCCAAAUGUAGAGGAAAAAAACCAUCCGGUUAACUGUCUCGUUCUCUCUGCGACAUAUCGGGGGCUGGAUUUAAUUCAGGAGCGUGUCAUGUUUGGAAUAUUGUUGGGGUCCGCUGAAAAUUGCCCAAAAUGGACGGAACUAUUAAGGUAAGGGUAGAGGACGGGGUGGACGAGUUUGUGAGAGCUUUGCUUUUCGGAGUUGCGCCUCCUUUUAGCAUGAGUUACUAUGUCUGUGAGCAGUAGCCUACAAUGUUGAUCAAUGAACGGCUUUUUAUUUUGCUCCUAAAGCGGUAACCAGAUUUCCUUCUCUUUUCCUCUUUAUCCAGAAGUUUCAUUUUCCUUUAGGAAACUCUGAAAGUGAAAAGAAGCUUUGGUUGGAAAAGAAAUGUUUAGACUCGAUAUAUGUUUUCAAUGUUGGAACGAGCGCGUAGACGCACAUCUGGAAUUAAACAAAGUGCUUAUUUUAUUCAGUGAAAAGUCUGUAUUAUAUAACAAAAUAGAGAGCAAUUAUAUUUCUCCAGUUGAAAUAGUGUUGGCGAGGGAUUAAGCAAUAUAUGGCUGUGUCAUUAGAUGAACGUGCGUUUCUUUGUAAAGUAUGAUGUGUCAAAGAUGUGGCUGCGCAAUAGUGGUGGCACUGUGCUCGGGGAUCCUCUCACAGUUCAUGGUUCAAAACGUUAAUGAUGGUGUUUUGGUGGUUCAUGGCGUUUAUUAUGCAGGCUAUACAAGGAAGUAGAAUCCAUGCGUAAAACCAUAGCUUUUUAACGCAUAUUUUCGGUUGUAAAACGAGUGUUGAACACUUGCCAUUUUUAGUAGCCUUAUCAAUGGCCAAAAUGUCAUUUGGAAAUAUCAUGGAGUGAUUUAGAAGCGAAAACUGCGCAUCUCCUUCUUGUAAUUCACUAAUAACAAAAGGCUCACAGUCUUACCUGGGUAUUUAUAUUUAUAUUGAAGACAAAAAGUAAUUCAUAAUAGGGGAGUGCAUAUUUUAGUCUUGAGGGAGGGGUAUUCAAGCGUGGUCCUCCAUGCAGCCUCCAGUAUUGAAAUUCCAGAUGCAUGGCUAUGCAGAUGUUUGAUGGUUAGGUCCCAGCAUUUCACACCACGGUAUUGUGUCUUGAGUUUGAGUAGACAUAGCCGAUUGUCAAAUAGAGUUAUUCUGCACCUAUUUCUAACUAACUGGACCGUUAUAAUAGUAUUGUUCUGCCAGUGUGUUUUCUUUGGAUAUUGAAAUAAGUGGGUUUGUGUGGUUGAAGUGGCAGCUUGGUGCGGUGUAAGUUUUGGAACAGUAUAGGCGUUGACUGCACAGAAAAGUUGAAUUUAUAUUAAAUUAUUCUCACCUGACUGGUUUGUGAUUGUUUAAUACACAAACAUGCAAAAUAGAAACAUUUAGGCCUUGUGAAAUGAUUGAUUACAUUCUGCUAAAUUAUAAUGUAAUGAUGACAAUAAUAUAACAACAAUAAUGACUAUAUUAUUAUGAAUGUAUCAGGACUGUGUAUGUAUCUGUUUGUAUAUUUGAUUGACUACUAACUGUAUUCAGACUUUACUCAUCAAAGGGGUGGGUUAUCGAGCCAUGAGAGCUUCCUGUUCUACACAAUCUGGUUUCCUGACAGGUUUCCCUUUCCUCCUCAAACAAAGGACAGGAAUGCCUCCUGAAUCGCAACGAUGCUGAUGGGUGUGUGUGGACGACACAAUAGACGUGUGCAGUCUGGAUGGAAGUGGUGCACUGGGUACUGGCGCACAGACCCUUAAAAAAAAAAACGCAUUGUGAGGCAUUUGCAGCCAGGCCGUUUGGCUGUAAAGCAUCUGUGGUGGCCCAGGCAGGUGGCAACUUUCACUGUCACAGUUUCCAAAGAAGAGCUUAGGAAGACCUGUUACUUUAUAAAUGAGAGUGGUGAACAACAUUAGCCUAUGUUGAGUUGAUAAUGGCAUCAUAUGGUACCAUAUAAUUAUUGAUAAGUACUGUAAAUCAUUUAGAGAAAGCAAGACUUGGACUGCUAUUCUUUUUGUUCCCUGUGAAUAUUAUUUUGUAGGCUACUUGAAUAGCCUACAUGGGAAGGGAUGUUAGCACAAGAUGUUCAGAAGAUAAGAAUGUAGAUCAAUGAAUGUAGAUCAAUGAACUGUAUCUCUGUUGCACCCUUACCAUUGGCAGUGUGUGUGUUCCACACUGAUACAGAACACACAUACCAAAUAGACUCAGACUGGUGUGUUAGACUGUCUGUUUGGAAGUGCAUACACACAGUAUUUUUAAAACCUGUAAUCUUGAUAGGCACAUGCCACUUGCCAAUCAUUAAUUAGAUGGCAGGGGCUGAUAUGUCAGUGUAAAUGUAACGUGCAACAGCCAUAAUAGCACAGCUGCCCUUUCCCUCACUGCUCUCAACAUAUCAUCCACAGCCCAGGCUAGCUUCUGUAUAGACCACUCUGAUAGGGUAUAUGGCUGCCAGACUGCCAGUAUGCAGCUAUGAUGGUUUGACUGAUGAAAUCACUGGCACGUCUGUCCAACUCUGAGAACAUUAUCAGAUGUUGUCACAAAGUAUCGUCCAUCCAGCCCUCCCAAUGAAUGGCCUCAAAAGCUGUAACUUUGGGCAAUUUAGAACCUUUGGCACAUCACUGACCCAUACACUACCAGUCAAAAGUUUGGACACACCUACUCAUUCAAGGGUUUUUCUAUAUUUUUACUAUUUUUUACAUUGUAAAAUAAUAGUGCAGCAUCAAACUAUGACAUAACACAUAUGUAAUCACAUAGUAACCAAAAAAGUGUUAAAAACAUCUAAAUAUAUUUUAUAUUUGAGAUUCUUCAAAGCCACCCUUUGCCUUGAUGACAGCUUUGCACACUCUUGGCAUUCUCUCAACCAGCUUCAUGAGGUAGUCACAUGGAAUGUAUUUCAAUUAACAGGUGUGCCUUCUUAAAAGUUAAUUUGUGGAAUUUAUUUCCUUCUAAAUGUGUUUGAGCCAAUCCGUUGUGUUGUGACAAGGUAGGGAGGGGGUGGGGGGUAUACAGAAGAUAGCCCUAUUUGGUAAAAGACCAAGUCCAUAUUAUGGCAAGAACAGCUCAAAUAAGCAAAGAGAAACGACAGUCAUUACUUUAAGACAUGAAUGUCAUUCAAUACGGAACAUUUCAAGAACUUUGAAAGUUUCUUCAAGUGCAGUCGCAAACACCAUCAAGCACUAUUUUGGAACUGGCUCUCAUGAGGACCACCACAGGAAUGGAAGACCCAGAGUUACCUCUGCUGAAGAGGAUACGUUCAUUAGAAUUACCAGCCUCAGAAAUUGCAGCCCAAAUAAAUGCUUCCCAGAGUUCAAGUCACAGACACAUCUCAACAUCAGCUGUUCAGAGGGGACUGUGUGAAUCAGGCCUUUAUGGUCAAAUUCCUGCAAAGAAACCACUACUAAAGCACACCAUUAAUAAUAAGAGACCUGCUUGGGCCAAGAAACACAAGCAAUAGACAUUAGACCGGUGGAAAUUUGUCCUUUGGUCUGGAGUCCAAAUUUGAGAUUUUUGGUUCCAACCACCGUGUUAUUGUGAGAUGCGGAGUGGGUGAAUGGAUGAUCUCCGCAUGUGUAGUUCCCACCGUAAAGCAUGGAGAAAGAGGUGUUAUGGUGUGGGGGUGCUUUGCUGGUGACACUGUCUGUGAUUUAUUUAGAAUUCAAGGCACACUUCACCAGCAUGGCUACCACAGUAUUCUGCAGCGAUACGCCAUCCCAUCUGGUUUGGGUUUAGUGGGACUAUCAUUUGUUUUUUAACAGGACAAUGACCCAACAAACCUCCAGGUUGUGUAAGGGCUAUUUGACCAAGAAGGAGAGUGAUGGAGUGCUGCAUCAGAUGACCUGGCCUCUACAAUACCCCGACCUCAACCCAUUUGAGAUGGUUUGGGAUAAGUCGGAUGGCAGAGUGAAGGAAAAGCAGCCAACAAGUGCUCAGCAUAUGUGGGAACUCCUUCAAGACUGUUGGGAAAAGCAUUCCAGGUGAAGCUGGUUGAGAGAAUGCCAAGAGUGUGAAAAGCUGUCAUCAUUGCAAAGGGUGGCUAUUGAAAAAUCUCAAAUAUAAAAUAUAUUUUGAUUUGUUUAACACGUUUUUGGUUACUACAUGAUUCCAUAUGUGUUAUUUCAUAGUUUUGAUGUCUUCACUAUUAUUCUACAAUGUAGAAAAUAGUAAAAAUAAAGAAAAACAAACUUUUGACUGGUACUGUACAUUCAGCGUUAGUUUGCUGGAAUGCACUGUACGUGAAUGUACUGUAUUAUUCUGAUUAGCAGUGAAGAUAGAAAUCACCAUCCCAAGAUUGGACAUCUCAGGAGAUGAGUACACAGGCUGUAAACAGCAGACUGGCCACUGCAUGUAUCACUGCAACUCCAGUCCACAGGGCAAACUCUGCUUCACUUUUUCACUUGUUAGGGCUCAUUAAAAUGUAGCCCUAGUAGCCUUUUUUUAUCGAUGUUUGCUAUUUCAUGAACAGUCAGACGUGUUUUGAUGCCUACAUACUUUGUUGUUCGACGGGGAAAGAACUAUGCACUAAUCGCACAUAUUUGUCUUGAUCUAGGAUGUUAUCUUUGAAAAUAUCUUUAAUCCCUCAGGAUUACAGAUAUCUCUGUCUAAUCUGUGACAUCAGAUGCUAUCAGAUCAGAUGUGUGUCAGACAUGAGCCUUAUCCUUUAAAUGGCUUAACUGUAAUGACUCUAGAUCAGUUUGUCUCUGUUGCUGCUGCUUUGUUUCACUAAAAUAUGUUGUUGACAGAGCUGAGGCAAGGCAGGCCUCACCAGCUCCUUAAUCCAUAGUAAACAGAGGGUUUGAAACUGAUUUAACUAAGAGGCUGCCAUAGUCUAUACAGGCAGAGCCGUUUACCUGUAUCUCUCAUACAUACUGUACAUCUCUUUGGCUCUGUGUAUAGGUUAUUGUAUGUCGGAUUAUUGGAAUAGCAAGUAUUGUAUUCCCAUUAGUCCAUAUACAUAUCUGGCAAGGAUAGAGCUGAUAUGUAUUCCAUGCAUCAGUUACCAGACAUGACACGGAACACGUGGACACAGACAGAGGAGUGUUCCAGUGGAGCUGUUUGUUUUCUUUAAUAAAUGUACAUUGCUCCAGUUGACCCACUGCUCUGGGGACAAUGUAGAACUGACCCCCUCGCUGUUUCUGUUGAGUCUUCAGCUAACGUUCCUUCUCUGUGGAAGGAAAACUCAGACUAGAUCUUGUUGUGUGUAGUAGUCAUCAGAAUUGUAGUCAUGUUUGAAGUCAUGGCAACAUCAACAGGAAGCUGUAGUUGCUACAUAGGCUCAAUCGCUGUAUACACAAACCACUUAGAAUGCCAGAUUGCGAUAUGACACAUAACUGCACAUAAUUACUGUAAACAAAAUGUGUCUACAACAAGUGAGAGAUUGAAGUUGUGAGAUCACAGGUUCUCUCUAUUGUUCUAGAGGUGCCCCGCUAUAACCUGUUCCUCCUCUGGCCUGCAGGAGGCACUGUCAGUGGUGAGUGAAGACCAGUCCCUGUUUGAGCCUCCUUACGCUGCUGCUGCCCCUCUACCCAAGACAGACAUGACUGCAUCUGGCACACAGGACUACGUCCAGCCCCAUAAAAUCAACCCAUUACCCCCUCAGCAAGAGUGGAUUAACCAGCCAGUCCGAGUCAACGUCAAGAGAGAGUAUGACCACAUCAAUGGAUCCAGGUACAUUCAGCAGUAGACACAGUCCAUCUCACUGGACUCCAGCUCUUAUGUCUUGUCCCUGUAUGUCUUCGUCUCUGCUGAUUUGAGUUGAUGUUUCCUAGAUUAGUCUAUAUUCAAAAGGAUAGUUGAUCAUAACAAUUGCUUGUGUACAGUUAGAUAUGAUUUUUGGCCACCUUCUGCAGUAAGUGAGCUGCUCAUCUACCACUCACUCAUCUGCUCCAUUGGCCCUGUGGUUGGUCUAUAUUUCAAACCAUUUUCAUCACACUUUAAUACAUGCUUAGAGCCAAUAUAAAGAUGUCUCUCCCUGACACUGACACUUUGUGUCUGUGCAGCAGGGAGUCCCCAGUGGACUGCAGUGUGGGGGGUAAAUGCAAUAAGCUGGUGGGGGGCAACGACACGUCUCAGAUGAGUUAUGGAAGCUACAUGGAUGAGAAGAACGCUCCGCCCCCCAACAUGACCACCAAUGAGAGGAGAGUCAUCGUCCCCGCAGGUAACGAUGACUUCUAUGAUACAAACCACGUGGUAUUUCUUUAUAAUUAACGAAAAUCACAUAUUGUUUUUAUUUUAUUUCCGAUGUUAUUCAUUGCUCAUAAACUAGACCUAUAAGUAGUAUGACUCUACAUUCCAGGCUGUGAGAAAGGUUUACUUUUCAAUCGUUUUUCUUCAUAGUCAGAUGGAGGGCCUAUAAACGUGCUCUCAAUUGGCAUACAUUUUCCGAUGUUGUAGAAAUGUUUUUAUUAGCCCCGGAUGUAUUUAGCUGGGUCACGGGUGAAGGCUCUUUGAUGCUUUUGUUAGUAAUGUUUUAGCUUACUCAUGGGAGCAUGACUAAACACAUACAGGCAACAGAGGUCUGUUCAGCCAGAGCUCUUUACAUUGGCUAAUUGAUUCACAUAUUACAGAGUAUUAUUUAUGAGGGAUAAAUGCUUUAGGAAACAUUCUCUCUCUGUCAGUCUUGGAAGAGAUGUGUGGUACAUCAGAUAUACUCUAGAAUAAAUGUAGGCAUAUGAUUUGACUCUAUAAUCGUAUUAAAUAGGCUAAACAAUCUGGGAAAGGAUGGGUCACAUAAAUGAAUUGAAAGAUGGAUGAAUGAAUAGCUAGAUAAAUAAACAAGUGAAAAUAACGGAUGGAUACAUUAGCCAUCAUUUGGAAAUAAUUAUGAGACCAAAACUUUAAAUGCAUUCUCAAUCACUGUGAAAAGAGUAGAUUGUCCUGUGCUGUUUACACUACCUCUGUACCCUUGUAUUUCUCCAGAUCCAUCGCUGUGGUCUCAGGAUCAUGUCCGCCAGUGGCUAGAGUGGGCCAUCAAGGAGUACGGCCUGCUGGAGAUGGACACGGCCAUGUUCCAGAACACAGACGGCAAGGAGCUGUGUAAGAUGAGCAAGGACGACUUCCUCCGACUGACCACCAUGUACAACGCUGAAGUCCUACUCUCUCAUCUCAAUUACCUCAGGGAAAGUAAGUUCUGGCAGCCAUUUGAAUUGAUCUAUACUGAACAAAAUAUAAACGCAACAUGUAAAGUGUUGGUCCCAUGUUUCAUGAGCUGAAAUAAAAGAUCCCAGAAAUGUUCCACAUGCAUAAAAAACGUAUUUCUCUCAAAUGUUGUGCACAAAUCAAAUCAAAUCAAUUUUUAUUUGUCACAUACACGUGUUUAGCAAUGUUAUUGCGGGUGUAGCGAAAUGCUUGUGCUUCUAGCUCUGACAGUGCAGUAAUAUCUAACAAGUAAUAUCUAACAAUUUCACAACAUAUACCCAAUACACACAAAUCUAGUAAGGAAUGGAAUUUAAGAAUAUAUACAUAUAUGGACAAGCAAUGACAGAGCGGCAUGGACUAAGAUACAGUAGAAUAUUAUAGAAUAGAAUACAGUAUAUACAUAUGAGAUGAGUAGUGCAAGAUAUGUAAACAUUUUUAAAGUGACUAGUGUUCCAUUUCUUAAAUUUGAUUGCAUCCCUGUUAGCGAGCAUUUCUCCUUUGCCAAGAUAAUCCAUCCACCUGACAGGUGUGGCAUAUCAAGAAGCUGAUUAAACAGCAUGAUCAUUACACAGGUGCACCUUGUGGUGGGGACAAUAAAAGGCCACUCUAAAAUGUGCCGUCUUGUCACACAACACAAUGCUGUAGAUGUCGCAAGUUUUGAGGGAGGGUGCAAUUGGCAUGCUGACUGCAGGAAUGUCCACCAGAGCUGUUGCCAGAGAAUUAAAUGUUAAUUUCCAUACCAUCGUUUUAGAGAAUUUGGCAGUAAGUCCAACCGGCCUCACAAUCACAGACCAUGUGUAUGGCGUCGUGUGGGCAAGCGUUUUGCUGAUGUCAACGUUGUGAACAGAGUGCCCCAUGGUGGCGGUGGGGUUAUGGUAUGGGCAGGCAUAAGCUACGGACAAGAACACAAUUGCAUUCUAUCGAUGGCAAUUUGAAUGCACAGAGAUACCGUGACGAGAUCCUGAGGCCCAUUGUCGUGCCAUUCAUCCGCUGCCAUCACCUCAUUUUACCAUGAUAAUGCACAGCCCCCUGUAUACAAUUCCUGAAAGCUGAAAAUGUCCCAGUUCUUCCAUGGCCUGCAUACUCACCAGACAUGUCACCCAUUGAACAUGUUUUGGAUGCUCUGGAUUGACGUGUACGACAGCAUGUUCCAGUUCCCGCCAAUAUCCAGCAACUUCGCACAGCCAUUGAAGAGGAGUGGGACAACAUUCCAUAGGCCACAAUCAACAGCCUGAUCAACUCUAUGCGAAGGAGAUGUGUCGCGCUGCAUGAGGCAAAUGGUGGUCACACCAGAUACUGACUGGUUUUCUGAUCCACACCCCUACCUUUUUUUGAAAGGUAUCAACAGUAUUUUUGACCAACAGAUGCAUAUCUUUAUUCCCAGUCAUGUGAAAUCCAUAGAUUAAAUUGACUGAUUUCCUUAUAUGAACUGUAACUUAGUAAAAUGUUUGAAAUUGUUGCAUGUUGUGUUUAUAUAUUUUUUCAGUAUAUGUCAGUGAUGGAUUGUGGAUGUGUAGGACUCUAGUUUCUCAGUGAUCUUUAUUCUCAAUGUGGUAACAAACAGUGACAAGAUGACAAAACAGAAAUUCUUCCAUUAGCCAGUCUGUACUGCAGUCUGACAUUGACAUAAUUUACAUCCAAUCUCGUUCACCCGGCUAUGUGAGAAUGCCAGAAAACGUGGUUUACCCGUUUGUAAUGUUUUACAUUAUGUCUUUUGCCUGGAUAGUUUUUUUCAUAAAGAGUAGAGGAGGCUUAAAUAGCACAGACAUUUCCAUCUCUGUUUCUCAGCGCAUCGCCCCUGCUUUUAGAUGUUUUACUGAGGGUAAGAAUGCCAAACCAAGGGGAAUAACAUGACUCACUGUGUUUUGUCACCAUUGUCAUCAUGUUACAGUCGCCAGACAAUGAUACAGCCUUACUGGAAACCUGGACCCCAUUUCUCCAAAAUGGCUGCCCUGCAGGCCUUGGCACAUACAGCCAUCGCAGCCAUGAGGACUUAAGAGUUUUUUCCCUGUAGAUAACCAUCAUCUCUGGACUGUAACCCGCUCUCCCUCCAUUUAGGAUUGCCUUAUUCCACAUAGGCCACAGUAAGAUGAAGCCCAGGUGCAUUGCCUCAGGAAUCACGCGAGCGAGUGAGGCCUAUGUGUUCAGCAGAGAACAGGAAGUUUAUCUGUAAUAUACAAUGGAGGCAGCUUGGCUGAUUCAUUGCAAGGCCUUUUGUACAUUACGGCCUCGCAUGUUUUGGCAGCGAGACACGACUGUAAAGAAACAAGGUUUCUCUGCACCAAUAUGCAAAUGCCAUCUAUAAGCAAGAUAUCAGGAGAACAGGCAGCAUCUGGCAUCGCGUACAGAUCAUCUGGACUGUGUACCGUUCUGUGCUGUAUAGUUUAGGUUUUAUAGACAUCCACUGCAUUUUAUGGAGUUGGUGGAUGGCCAUCACAAAACAUACUAAGCCAUAAUGUUGGUGGCCAUCCAUAAAAUCAGUUAUUUCAGUAAACCAGGAAAUAUAAUUCCAUGGAUAUCCCACCCUCUAUGUAUGACGGUUAUCCUCUGCUGUUUGCACUCUACUGUAUGGCAAGAAUAGCAGCUGCAGCUACAAAAUGUCAUGACAUGGAGCUGGGUGGAGCCCCUAAUGGUUAAUAAUUCUAACGUUUCUCCUAAAAAUUGUGAUGGGUCUUGCUGUGAUGUAAUGGGAACUUUAUUCUGUGAGUGACAACAGUUUUCUCUGUGCUGUGCGUGGCGUCUGGGCUCAGGGAAUGGGGAUGACUGCCGUGAGUAUAACAGCCCCAUUGUGUUACAAUGCAGCAUGGACUGGAGGCUCUGUGUGUCUGACUGACCGCCUCCGGGCCCUCUCCCUCUCCGCAGAGCAGUUUUCAUUAGGAACGGUUGCCGCGGGACUUAGCCUGGCUUAGGCGUCCUGCACUGCGGCUCUCCCCCCGCCAUGAUUCUUUUGAUUUAGUUGUUGUGUGUUUUGGAAACAGAAGAGAUGUUUCGGAAUCUUCCGCUCGGCUAUUGAAAUUGCUUUGGACCCCUUCCCAAGCCAGGAGAAAAAUGCUCUUUUUUCGUCCCGUGCCUAGCUGACCAGUGGCAGGCCUUUUGAGAAAUAAGCAGCACUAGGGCGUAUAUUAACGCGGGGCGGUGAGCUCGGGUUGAGGUGGGAGAAACUGUGUUAGUAAAGGCACGAUGUCGGAAGAGGGCAGGGUUUAUCCUGACCUCAGGGCCACAGAUUUGAAACUGAAGCUGAUCUUUUCCCCCUGCAGCACAAACAAACACAAUCACAGACAAUGAGCUAGCCCGUCCAGAACGCAGACCUCUGGCUUCACUCACGAGGAGAGCUGGAGCGGGGCCGAGCUCUCGGUUCCGACUCAGACACACAUACAGAGGGAGAGGGAGAGGCAGGCCCUGGAAGUAUUUAGUGAUUACAGGCCGUGUGAUGCCUCACCCUCUCCCGUCCUCCACUUCUCCACUCUCCUCCCAACCCGACGACGGUCCGCCCUCGACGAGCUGGAAUCAUUUCAUACACAUCUGUGUACAUUGUGUGUUACUUUGGGGUCUGUUUAUUGAAACUCUGAUUAACAUUCUUCAGUGUCAUUAAGCUUGUUCACUGUAGGCCAGAGCAGGGCAGGGACAUUUCCCCUCCCUGCGGCUGUAUGCUAACAGAAACAACACGCCUGUCUGCUUACUCUUAGUCAUACACAGGGAGGAAUAUCAUAUAAAUGCACAUGCCAGCAAGGCAUUCUGCACAUAUCUGAAUCUCUGUCUCCAGCUGCGAACAGUAAUAAGGGUGGUUGCCUGUGCAUUAUUUUGGCCCCAUUGUUGGUCACUUAUCCAGAUUUUAUAUGCGAUGGCCGCCUGUUCUCCAAUGUGCUUUCAAUUUGGGGCGCAAUUUGAGAAUUUGUUCAAAUUAGUCUGUCAGGGAGGGACUGCGGACUGUUUGCUUUAUUGCACCCAUGUAGGUCGGUUUGAUACCACAUGUGCUGGAACGAACCAAGCACAGCACAGUGAAACCUCCAACAAGGAGAGAUUGUAUCCUCAGACACAGAGACAGGAGAAAGGGGGGAGAGAGAGAAAAAGAGGGAAUGAAAGAGUGGGAGUUUUUAUUGAAGUGCGUGGAAAUAGCCUGAAGUGGCUCUGAUUGAGUGCCAUAGGAGAAUAGCUGCAUUGCUUUCUUUCCCAGCUGUCCCUGCUCUGGUCUGGUCUGCUCUGUGUGGCUGACUGUGGCUGGAGGGAUUUACAGAGUGAUAAGUCUGGGCUCCCAGCCUCCCGGGCUGCCUCUGCUGCUGAUCCUACUGCUGCUGCUGGUGCAGCCCGCUCCAGUGUGGGGACAUUCUCAAGACCUCAAUAGUUUAUUCAGACCAUAAACAUCUGGGCUGAAGGCUGCAGAGGAAAAGGAGGUCUGAAGUUCUCUCCUUCGCAGCCAGUUACUCUCUCUCUCUCUCUCUCUCUCUCUCUCUCUCUCUCUCUCUCUCUCUCUCUCUCUCUCUCUCUCUUUCUCUCUCUCUCUCUCUCUCUCUCUCCCCUUUUCUUUUUAGGUUUUUAUGGAGCUCCCCCUGCAUUAGUUAUUUCUAUUGGCAGAUUAGCACUGCAGUGGAGGGGCUCAGAGGCCUGGCUGCCUCUGUUGUUAGCUGUUAGGUACCAUUACACAGCACCUCUGGUUGGUUUGGGUUGGUCAGGGAACUGAGCUAAUGUAGUCUAAUGAGUGGGGUCUCCGAGGACUCCUUUAAGGGGCAGUGGCCUCACCGCCUGGGUGGGUGCCCCUCAGAUUGUUGAUGGAAAGAAGGGUAUGUACAUGUUUGAGGGGGUGUGGGGCUUGAGAUGGGUUUGUUGAUGGAGAAAAUGGUAUACAUGUUUGAGGGGGUAGUACAGAUUUUAGCUUGGUAGGAUCAACAACAGGCCAGGGCUCAGCAAAGGUCAAUGACGUCUAACCAUCUCACAAGGAUGUCUGUCAAUAUUAUGGUGUGUCAAGAUGGAGGAUGGAGGGGCAGGGGGCGUUUUAAAGAGUCAUCAUUCAUAGAAAAGAAAGAAAAGAAAACAGUGCUCUGGGCAGAUGUGGCUCGGUUGAAGGAGGCUGAACAUUAGCCAGUCAUCCCACUGCGCAGUCAGAUUACUGGGAAGUGUUUUCGAGGGGGAAGAGUGUGUCCAAAUAAAUAGGCGGUGUGGCCAAGCCUCCCUCGCCCAAAGUGUCAGUGUUGGCGCUCCCCAUUUUCUCUAUCUUUCUCCCUCUCUCCCUCUCUCCCUCGCUCUCCCUCUCCCCCUCGCUCUCCCUCUCUCCCUCGCUCUCUCUCUCCCUCGCUCUCCCUCUCUCCCUCGCUCUCCCUCUCUCCCUCGCUCUCCCUCUCUCCCUCGCUCUCCUCUCUCCCUCGCUCUCUCUCACUCCCUCGCUCUCUCUCUCUCCCUCGCUCUCUCUCUCUCGGCUCUCCCUCUCUCCCUCGCUCUCCUCUUCCCUCGUCUCCCUCCGUCCCGCAUCUCUCUCUCUCCCUCGCUCUCUCUUCUCCCUCGCUCUACCUCCCUCGCUCUCUCUAUCUCCCUCGCUCUCCCUCUCUCCCUCGCUCUCCCUCUCUCUCUCGCUCUCUCUCACUCCCUCGCUCUCUCUCUCUCUCUCGCUCUCUCUAUCUCCCUUCCUUAGAAUAGCGGUCCCAGCGUUCUCUUUUGAAUCUGUUUUCUCAGCAGCUCUGCCUGUCUGGGGCGGCCCCCAUGUGGAACGCAGUAGUUAACCCUAACCCCAUCUCUCUCUCUCCCCCUGAGGAUGGGUCGGUGCCGUGCCUACCCCGUGCGCUUACACUGAGAGUGUGGAAUAAUUUUUGUAUGGGGAGCUGCGUUUGAUUGCUGUGCAGGGACCCUGCCUCACAUAAUGCUUCCCCUGUUCACCGGCCCCAGGUCCAAACCAGGGCCAGAGCCUUGGGGGUGGCGUGGGGUGGAGCGGGAUAGGUGUGUAGAGCCCCUCGCCUCCCGCCACCCCCCUUGCUGUGGCAAUUCCCAAGCUGUAGCCCAUACUGUUAUUCAUCUCUCCAUCUCCUCCUGCCCAUUCAGAAAAGCUCCUAGAGUUCCUUCCUAACCAGCAACUCCCCAUAGUAGUAGUCUUUGUCUUAAAUUGUACACUCCCUAUGGUAGUAGUAGCAAUGGUAUUUUCCCAGUGCAUUUUUGGUCUGUUUUUCCACUCUGAUUUAUGCGUAGUUGCAGCUAAAGUUAAGAGAGCGUUUUGGUGCCGCCCAGGGUGCCUGUGUAAGCAGAGGAAUGCAGAGCACAGUUCUGCUCCAUAAGGUAAAAUGAAAAGCUAGCCAUUAUGCUAUUAUAAAUAGUCUUGGUUUCUGGACUUUAAUAGUCAGGAGGUUUGUGGUGGAAUUGUUGACUCAGCACAGCAUUCCGAGUUUAAAGGAUUACAUAUUAAAAUAUUGCUGGGUCAAUUCUUUAUUGGGUAGAAUGGAUUGAUUGUUUACCAUGUACCAUGGGCAGUUUUUAGGUAUACUUUUAAGAGGCAUCUCAAAUGAAAGGAAAUUGAGAUCUACAGUAAUCAAAGAUCUUCUUACUGCCACCUACUGGUUAUUGGCCAGUGUUACUACCUACUACCAUACCCUGUUCAAAGGCACUUACCCUCUGAAUGGCACACAUACACAAUCCAUGUCUCAAUUGUCUCAAGCCUUAGAAAUCCUUCUUUAACCUGUCUCCUCCCCUUCAUCUAUACUGAUUGAAGUGGAUUUAACAGGUGACAUCAAUAAGGGAUCAAAGCUUUCACAUGGAUUCACCUGGUCAGUCUAUGUCAUGGAAAUGUUUUGUACACUCAGUUUAUAAUGAAUAAUGAAUCAUUAGAAUUAAUUACUUGAAUUACUAUACUAUAUAACCUAUUAGCCAGUAUUUUUAAUUUGUCUUGCCCUAUGCACAGAUAACUGUAAACUUUGAGAUCAUACAGCUCUGACGUUGUGCCCAUCUGGCGUGUUGCAGGUAGUUCAUCAUCAUCCUACAACACUCCAUCUCACACGGACCAGUCUGCACGCCUGGCUGCCAAAGAAGGUAGGACAGCAUUAAUGUUAAAUAUGGGCAACUGUUUUCUAUUUCAGAGGUGUUUUUAUAGGGGACUAUGUUUCCUGAAUUGAAAAGAGCCAGGAACAGUGAGGGGAAAAAAGUAUUUGAUCCCCUGCUGAUUUUGUACAUUUGACCACUGACAAAGAAAUGAUCAGUCUAUGAUUUUAAUGGUAGGUUUAUUUGAACAGUAAGAGACAGAAUAACAACAAAAGAAUCCAGAAAAACGCAUGUCAAAAAUGUUAUGAAUUGAUUUGCAUUUUAAUGAGGGAAAUAAGUAUUUGACCCCAUCUCAAUCAGAAAGAUUUCUGGCUCCCAGGUGUCUUUUAUACAGGUAACGAGCUGAAAUUAGGAGCACACUCUUAAAGGGAGUGCUCCCAAUCUCAGCUUGUUACCAGUAUAAAAGACACCUGUCCACAGAAGCAAUCAAUCAAUCAGAUUCCAAACUCUCCACCAUGGCCAAGACCAAAGAGCUCUCCAAGGAUGUCAGGGACAAGAUUGUAGACCUACACAAGGCUGGAAUGGGCUACAUGACCAUCGCCAAGCAGCUUGGUGAGAAGGUGACAACAGUUGGUGUGAUUAUUCGCAAAUGGAAGAAACACAAAAGACCUGUCAAUCUCCCUCGGCCUGGAGCUCCAUGCAAGAUCUCACCUCGUGGAGUUGCAAUGAUCAUGAGAACGGUGAGGAAUCAGCCCAGAACUACACGGGAGGAUCUUGUCAAUGAUCUCAAGGCAGCUGGGACCAUAGUCACCAAGAAAACAAUUGGUAACACACUACGCCGUGAAGGACUGAAAUCCUGCAGCGCCCGCAAGGUCCCCCUGCUCAAGAAAGCACAUAUAGAGGCCCGUCUGAAGUUUUCCAAUGAACAUCUGAAUGAUUCAGAGGAGAACUGGGUGAAAGUGUUGUGGUCAGAUGAGACCAAAAUGGAGCUCUUUGGCAUCAACUCAACUCGCCGUGUUUGGAGGAGGAGGAAUGCUGCCUAUGACCCCAAGAACACCAUCCCCACCGUCAAACAUGGAGGUGGAAACAUUAUGCUUUGGGGGUGUUUUUCUGCCAAGGGGACAGGACAACUUCACCGCAUCAAAGGGACGAUGGACGGGGCCAUGUACCGUCAAAUCUUGGGUGAGAACCUCCUUCCCUCAGCCAGGGCAUUGAAAAUGGGUCGUGGAUGGGUAUUCCAGCAUGACAAUGACCCAAAACACAUGGCCAAGGCAACAAAGGAGUGGCUCAAGAAGAAGCACAUUAAGGUCCUUGAGUGGCCUAGCCAGUCUCCAGACCUUAAUCCCGUAGAAAAUCUGUGGAGGGAGCUGAAGGUUAGAGUUGCCAAACGUCAGCCUUGAAACCUUAAUGUCUUGGAGAAGAUCUGCAAAGAGGAGUGGGACAAAAAAUCCCUCCUGAGAUGUGUGCAAACCUGGUGGCCAACUACAAGAAACGUCUGACCUCGGUGAAUACUAAAAAGGGUUUUGCCCUCAUUAAAAUGCAAAUAAAUUUAUAACAUUUUUGACAUGUGUUUUUCUGGAUUAUUUUGUUGUUAUUCUGUGUCUCACUGUUCAAAUAAACCUCCCAUUAAAAUUAUAGACUGAUCAUGUCUUUGUCAGUGGGCAAACGUACAAAAUCAGCAGGGGAUCAAAUACUUUUUUCCCUCACUGUAUAUGCUGAGAGAGAGAGAGAGAGAGAGAGAGAGAGAGAGUUCUCAUUUAGCAUGAUCAUUUAGCCAAAACAAUAGAGCUGUAGCACGCUCCGCUCUGUCUGCCAGCCCCUCAGCGCAUGGCGGUCUCAGUGUGAGUGCCAGUUCCCUCUCUGCUGCCACAGAGGACAACAGGCCCAGGUCCUGGCAGCACCAAGCAGAGACACAGCUAUUGACAGGUGCAUCUUUUGUACAGGGGAAUAAUACCAGGCAGCGCUACCCCAGUCUGUGCUAUUCAUGGCCUACCUGCACAUGGGGGAAAGCGAGGGCCACCUUAGAAUGGAAGGGAAUUAGCAAAACAAAAGGCAUGCCGUGGCUAACCUCCCCAUCCACAGAAGGAGAUAAAGGAGGAUAGGGUGGAGGGCUCAGAUAGAACGUCUAAAUAAGGUCAUUUUUGUGGAGGGGAAUACUUAAAGGACAGGUGGUUCAGCCACAAUGCAAACAGAGAGAAGGAGACAGAAAGGGAGAUUAGUUGUUUUUGUUGUCACAAUUUUGACUCAAUCUUUGACUCAAUCUAAGAGGGAACACGUGGUGGUGGGCAGGAAAGGUUUUGGGGGGGUUAAUGUGUGUAUUUGUGUGGGUUUGGGAGGGCAACUGUUACACUGAGCGGUGAAGGGCACUGUUCAGUGUUAUAGCAUGUAGGUUAGCAUUCUGUGUUGUUUGGUGUUGAUGAGGCUUGUUCAUUCUCUCCGAUCAGAUAAACUGAUCAGUCUGGAGGAUAGGGUUUUUUGCAGACAGCUAAAAUGUGACUUUAUGGUCCCUAAAGAUCUCUGAAUGUCUUUAAGGUCUUCUGAGGAGACCUUGGCUAAUGAGCAUUUGCACUGGCAUUUGUCAAAUCAAAUCACAUUUGUUUUGUCACGUGCUUCGUAAACAACAGGUGUGGACUAACAGUGAAAUGCUUACUCACGGCCUUUCCCAACAAUGCAGAGGGAAAGAAAAUAGAGAAAUAAUUGAAAAGUAAAACACAUAAUAAUAAUAAAAGUAAUAAUAGAUACACAAUGAGUAACGAUAACUUGGCUAUAUACAAGGGGUACCAGUACCGAGUCGAUGUGCACGGGUACGAGGUAACUGAGGUAGACUUUUUCCACGUUUUGUUACGUUACAGCCUUAUUCUAAAAUGGAUUAAAUAAAUACAAAUCCUCAUCAAUCUACACACAAUACCCCAUCAUGACAAAGCGAAAACAGGUUUUUAAAAACUUUUGCAAAUGUAUUAAAAUAAAAAACAGAAAUACCUUAUUUACAUAAGUAUUCAUACCCUUUGCUAUGAGACUCGAAAUUGAGCUCAGGUGCAUCCUGUUUCCAUUUAUCAUCCUUCAGAUGUUCCUACAACUCCACCUGUGGUAAAUUCAAUUGAUUGGACAUGAUUUGGAAAGGCACACACCUGUCUAUAUAAGGUCCCACAGUUGACAGUGCAUGUCAGAGCAAAAACCAAGCCAUGAGGUCGAAAGAAUUGUCCAUAGAGCUCUGAGACAGGAUUGUGUCGAGGCACAGAUCUGGGGAAGAGUACCAAAACAUUUCUGCAGCAUUAAAGGUCCCCAAGAACACAGUGGCCUCCAUCAUUCUUAAAUGGAAGAAGUUUGGAACCACAAGACUCUUCGUAGAGCUGGCAGCCCGGCCAAACUGAGCAAUCGGGGGAGAAGGGCCUUGGUCAGGGAGGUGACCAAGAACUCGAUGGUCACUCUGUCAGAGCUCCAUCUCUGCAGCACUCCACCAAUCAGGCCUUUAUGGUAGAGUAGCCAGACAGAAGCCACUCCUCAGUAAAAGGCACAUGACAGCCCGCUUGGAGUUUGCCAAAAGGCACCUAAAGGACUCUCAGACCAUGAGAAACAAGAUUCUCUGGUCUGCUGAAACCAAGAUUGAACUCUUUGGCCUGAAUGCCAAGUGUCACAUUUGGAGGAAACCUGGCACCAUCCCUACGGUGAAGUAUGGUGGUGGCAGCAUCAUGCUGUGGGGAUGUUUUUCAGCAGCAGGGACUGGGAGACUAGUCAGGAUCGAGGGAAAGAUGAACGGAGCAAAGUACAGAGAGAUCCUUGAUGAAAACCUGCUUAAGAGUGCUCAGGACCUCAGACUGGGGCGAAGGUUCACCUUCCAAUAGGACAACGACCCUAAGCACACAGCCAUGACAAUGCAGGAGUGGCUUCAGGAAAAGUCUCUGAAUGUCCUUGAGUGGCCCAGCCAGAGCACAGACUUGAACCCGAUCGAACAUCUCUGGAGAGACCUGAAAAUAGCUGUGCAGAGGCGCUCCCCAUCCAACCUGACAGAGCUUGAGAGGAUCUGCAGAGUAGAAUGGGAGAAGCUCCCCAAAUACAGAUGUGCCAAGCUUGUAGAGUCAUAUCCAAGAAGACUCAAGGCUGUAAUCGCUGCCAAAGGUGCUUCAACAAAGUACUGAGUAAAGGGUCUGAAUGCUAAUGUAAAUGUGAUAUUUCAGUUUUUCUUUUUAUAAAUGUGCUAAAAUGUCUAAAAACCUGUUUUUGCUUUGUCAUUAUGGGGUAUUGUGUGUAGAUUAAUGAAGAAAAAAAACGAUUUAAUCAAUUUUAGAAUAAGGCUGUAACGUAACAAAAUGUGGAAAAAGUCAAGGGGUCUGAAUACUUUCCGAUUGCACUGUAACUAGGAAUAAAGUGACAGAUAGUAAACAGUAGCACUAGCGUAUGUUAUGAGUUAAAAAAAUAAGUGCAAAAAGAGUCAAUGCAGAUAGUCCGGAUAGCUGAUUGGUUAACUAUUUAACUAACCAUUUAUCAGUCUUAUGGUUUAGGGGUAGAAGCUGUUCAGGAUCCUGUUGGUUCCAGACUUGGUGCGUCAGACCCGCCUAAGCCUGUAUUAGUGCCUGUGAGAUGAGGUACAUAUCCUUUACAUGUGGACUGUGAAGUCACCACCACAUACAGUACAUGAGAACAGGCUGCAAUAACACUGAUAGUCUGGCUCACAGGAAAAGGGCGUAUCUAGCUGGGGAGAGAGGAAGAAACUAGGCUGAUAAAUGUUCAACAUGCCCCUCUAUUCCACCGAUGAGUUACACUGUUCUCACCCUGGUUCAUAUCAUCAGGCCAAUGGGCAUGCUCGAUAACAUUCAUUUUUUUUGUACAAUUUUAUUUAGUUUUUUUUAGACAAUAGACAUUGACAAAAGACAAUAGACACGAUCAAUAAGAUUCUGCAGUGUCACUUCUGACCCCUUCUUCCUGGUUCUCAGUGGCAGGUAUUUAGACUGGCAGAUCCAGCAGGUCAACUCCCCUCAACACCAUUUCCCCAACACAGAGAAGUGAUUUCUAUUAUAGGCUACCAAAUAACAGUGCUCCUUCUUCUCCUAAUACAAACUCAGUCACAGCCCAAAUUCCAUAAAAGCCUUUUGCUUCAAGAAAUGCCAGCAUUGAGACUUCUAUCAACUUUCUAACACCAGAUGUUCACAGUCAUAUUGCCUGUAGAAAUGGGUCACAUACCAUCUCAGCUCUCUCAGGGUAUAGUAAGCACCAUUAUUCAGCAGGAGACCUCCAAAUCUUUUCCAGACUGUCUGAUGUAAAAAGCAAUGUUAUGAAUAAAAGUGAUCUUAUAAAACAUGGAAUGCAGCAGCCAUGAAAAGUGUGGGUGUGUGUGAGUGCGUUUGUGUGUGUGUGUUCAUGUGCUUGCUUGCAUGUGUGUUGAGCUAAAGGGUACAGGGAGAUAGUUUGGAGAUUCAGUGAUUUACCACAUGGCUCCUCAGUGGUCACAGAGAGGGAAGCUUUAGAGAUUGAUGGGCUUAAUUCUUUGUCUUUUAUCUUUCCUUCUAUGGCCUCCCAAGUGGAGGACUGCUGAUUUACAUUGGUUGUAUAGCCAGGCAUACGUACAGUACUCUAUCCAUUGUAUGUCCAUUGUGUCUGCUAAAGCUUGGCAGCUGCCUCUUCCUCAUAUUGUCAGCUCUUUUCCUUUCUCACACAGAUGGCUUUUAAAGCACCUGCAUACAGUAUAAAAAGCCAUGCUCUGUCUGAGUCUGUGUCUUUGGCUGAGACUUUGGGUUAAAAGCAGUCCAUGACUAGACUUCUCUCUCGCUGGUGCCCAGCCCUUGUUUUGAAUAGCUGGUCUGCAGUCAAGUCUCCCAGGAGCGAGCAUUGCACCACACCCCAGCCUAGAGUGGAAACUGGCUCCACUCAGAGAGGGCCUGGAAAAAGAGGGAGAGGGGCUCUGACGUGCCAUACUUUUUGUGGUGUCUGUUGAGUUUGCAUGGCUGACUGUGUCCCUGACCUGGUGUGCUCAUCUGGACUCUGGUCGUCCUUCCCAGUCUGUCUGCCUGGCUGCCCCCUCUCCUAUCAUCUCUUCUCCUUUCCUCUCUUCUCCUUUCGUACCCUGUCCUCCCCUCUCGUCUCCUCUUCUGCCCUUGAGCAAGGCAGUUAACCCCCACAGCAACUGCUCCCCGGGCGCCAAUGACGUGGAUGUCGAUUAAGGCAGCCCCCUGCAACUCUCCGAUUCAGAGGGGUUUGGGUUAAAUGUGGAAGACACAUUUCAGUUGAAUGCAUUCAGUUGUGCAACUGACUAGUAUUCUCCUCUCCCUCCUCCCUCUCCCUCUCCUCUCCUCUCCUCUCAUGGGGUUUUUUUUGGCAGCCCGCAAAAGUGACUUUAGGGGUCCCAAAAGAUCUCUAAAGUUUUUAAGGCCCUUCGGAGGAACCGGGGUAAUGAGUUUUUUUUUGCCGGGCAUUUGUAAAAUUUAAAAUCACUUUUGUUUUGUCACGUGUUCGAAACAACAGGGGGGACAAAAAGUGAAAUGCUUACUAGGGCCCUUUUCCCAAAAAUUUCAGAGGGAAAGAAAAAGAGAAAUAAGUAAAAAGAAAAAACCUUUUUAAAAAAAUUUAAUAAUAAAAGGGUAAUAAUAAAUUAAAAACAAUGGGGGUUUACGUUUUGGCAAAACCAGGGUUACCAGAAAAAACCGGGAAUUGGGGGUUGCAGGGGGAAACGGGGGGAACGGGGGGAAGGGGGGGGGGGGAAUUUUUUCCUUUUUUUGGGGGAUUUUAAACAGCCUUUUCAAAAAAAGGGAUUAAAAAAAUUAAAACCCUUUUCCACAAAACCCCAAAAUUCCCCCAUCAUGAAAAAGCAAAAAAAGGUUUUUUUUAAAAAAAUUUUUUGAAAAGUAUUAAAAAAAAAACAAAAACCUUAUUUACAUAAGUAAAAAACCCUUUUGAAUGGGGCUCGAAAUUGACUAGGUGCUUUCCCGGUUUCCAUUUAUCAUCCUUCAGUGUUCCUAAAAACUCCACCUGUGGAAAAAUUCCCAUUGUUUGGACAGAUUUGGAAAGGCAAAACACCUGUCAUAUAAGGCCCCACAGUUUAAUCAGGAUGUCAGAGAAAAAAAACCAACCCAAAAAGAGGUCGAAAAAAAAAAUUGCCCCUUUUGAGCCUGAGACGGGAAAAAUUGUUUUCGAGCACAGAUCUGGGGAAAGUACCAAAACCUUUUGAGCUUUUAAAGGCCCCCCAAAAACCACAGGGGCCCCCUCCUCAUUUUUUAAAGGGAAGAAGUUUGGAACCCCAAGACUUUCGUAGAGCUGGCAGCCCCCGGCCCAAACUGGGGAAAGGGGGGAAAAGGGGGGCCGGGGGGGGGGGUUGGGUGGGGAGGUGCCCAAGGGAAACUCGGGGGUCACUCUGCCCAGAGCCCCCAUCUCUGCAGCACCCCCCCAAUUUCAGGCCUUUAUGGAAAGGACCCCAGACAAAAACCAAACUCCUCAGUAAAAAAGGCACUUUAAAAGCCCGCUUGGGUUUCCCAAAAGGCACCUAAAAAGGAUUUCCCCAAAACCAUAAAGAAACAAGUUUUUGGGUUUCCUGUGAAACCAAGAUUGAACUUUUUGGGGCCUAAAUCCAAGGGCCAAUUUUGGGAGGAACCUGGAAAAAACAAUUACGUAAAGGGGUAUUGGGUGGUGGGGCAUCAUGCUGGGGGGAGUUUUUUAAGCAAAGGGGGGGAAAGACUAGCAGGAUCGGGGGAAAAAAAAAUGAAGGGAAAAGGCAAAAAAAAAACAAGAGAUCCGGGAGGGGAAAAACCGGCUUAAAAAAGUUUCCCGGAAAAUAAAAAAUGGGGCGAAGGUUAAACCCCCCCAAUGGGACAACGCCCCAAAGAAAAAACCCAUGACAAUGCGGGGAAGGGGCCCAGGAAAGGGCUUUUUGAAUUGCUCCUUGAUUUCCCCGGCCGGGGGAAGCAAAAAGACUUGAACCCCGAUGGGAACAUCUCGGGGAGAGACCGGGAAAAUAGCUGUGAGAGGCGCUCCCAUCCAACCGGGACAAAGCUUGAGGGGGGGUCGCAGAGUAAAAAAGGGGGAAAAAGGGCUCCCCAAAUCCCGAGGGUGCCAAGCUUGAGAGUAAAUUUCCAAGAAGAUAAAAAGGCGGGAAAAAUCGUCCCAAAAGGGUUCCUUCAAAAAAGGGUACUGAGAAAAGGGGGGCUGAAGGCUAAUGUAAAUGUGAUAUUUCAGUUUUUUUUUUUUAAAAAUGUGUUUAAAAAUGUUUUUAAAAACCUUUUUUUUUGCUUUGUCAUUAGGGUAUUGUGUUUUUUUAGAUUAAUGAAAAAAAAAAAAACGUUUUAAUCAAUUUUGGGAAUAAGGCUUUUUUUUUAAACGUACAAAAUGGGGGAAAAAGGGUCAAAAGGGGGGGUCUAAAUAACUUUCCGAUUGAAACUGUCUGGGAAUAAAGUGACAGAUAGAAAAACAUUUAGAAACUGGGCGAAAUUUUAUGGGGUUAAACAAAAAAAGUCCCCAAAAAAAAAAGGUCAAGGGUUUUUAGUCCGGAUAGCUGUUUGGUUUAAACUAUUUAACAACCAUUUAAAAAUCGGGUUUAAAAUGGGGGGUUUGGGGGAAGCUGUUCAGGUCCUUUUGGGUUUUCCAGAUUUGGGUUUCGUCGGGACCCGCCUAAGCCUUAAGUCCCCGGUGAAUGAGGUACAUACCCUUUCCCUGUGGACUGUGAAGUCAACCCCCCACAUCCAAAACCUGAAAAAACCAAGGUUUUGAAAUAACACUAAAUUAGCCCCCUGGCUCACAGGAAAAGGGCGUAUCAAAGUUUGGGGGGGGGAAAAGGGGAAAACCCUUAGCUGAAAAAAUGUUAAACUUUGCCCUUUUUCCCACCGAUGAGUUACACUUUUUCCCCACCCUGGUUCAAUAUCGGGCCAAUGGGCAGCUCGUAACAUUCAUUUUUUUUUUUUUCCUUUUAAAUUUAGUUUUUUUUUUUUUAACAAUAGACUUGACAAAAGCAAAGACACGAUAAAUAAGUUUCCCUGCUUUUUUUAAUUCUGACCCCUUCUUCCUGGUUUCAUUGGAAGGGUAUUUAGACGGGGCAAAAUCCAGCAGGUCAACUCCCCUCAACCCCCACCCCCCCAACACAGAAAAGUGAUUUUAUUAUAGGAACCCAAAAAACCAGUGCUCCUUUUUCUCCUAUCAAACUCCGUUUACAGGCCCCCCCUUUUCCAAAAACCGCCUUUUGCUUAAGAAUCCAGCUUGGAUUCCCAUCAAAAUUUUUUCACCCGAUGUUCCCAGGGCAUUUGCCCGUGAAAUGGGGCCCCCCCCCUCACUCCUCUUGGGUUGGGGCCAAACCCCCCUUACCCGGAAGACCCCCCAAAAAUCUUUUCCCCGACCCGUUCUUUGUUAAAAGCCCCCCCCCCUUUUGGAUGUGUCUAUCCUGGGAAAUUUUUUUGCCACCUUUAAAAGUUGUUGGGUUGGGUUUGGGGAUGCCCCCCCCCCCCUUUUUUUGUGUGUGUGUUUCUGGUUUUCCCCUUUCCUUGGCAAAAGUUGGUGGUUGGAGCCCCCCAAAUGGUAACCCCCCGGGAGAUAAGUUUUUGGGAUUCAGUGAAUUUCCAAAAAAAGGCGACCCGGGGUCCCCCCAGAGGGGAAGGGGGGUUUUUAAGAGAUUUGGGUUUUGGGCCCUUUAUUUUUUUUUUUCCCUUUUACUUUUUCUAAAGGCCCCCCCCCAAGUGGGGGGGGGGCCUUUCGAUUUUCAUUGGGUUGUAUAGCCAGGGGAACGUAAAAGUACUCUUCCCUUUUUUAAUUGGGCCCCCCUUGGGGUCCGCUUUUUAAAACUUGGCCCGCUCCUCUUCCCCAUUUGUCAAACCCUUUUUUUUUCCCUUUUCUCACCCGAUGGCGGGGAAACAACACCUUCAUACAGUAAAAAAGCCAUGCUCUGUUGAGUUGUGUCUUUGGCUGAGCCCUUUUGGGUUUUAAAAACAGUCCCCUGACUAACUUUUUCUCUCCCCCUUUUUGGCCCCCCCCGCCCUUGUUUGGAAUAGGCCUUGGGUUCCUUUCAUCAAGGGCUUUUUCCCCCGGGAAGGCCCCCGGGCAUUUUCACCACAACCCCCGCCUAGAGUUGGGAAAAUGGUCCACUCAGAGAGGGCCUGGAAAAAAAAAAGGGAGAGGGGGGUCCCGAGUGCCAAAAAUUUUUUUGGGGUUUUUAGUUGGUUUGCCAAAGGCCCGCUUUCCCAACCCGGGUCCCCCCCUGACUUGGGGGGGGGCCCUUAUUUCCCCCCCCCCCCCCUUUCCUAUCCACCCUCCCCCCCCGGGGGGCUUUCUUCCCUUUUGGACCCCCUUUUUCCCCCUCCGUUCCCCCUUUUUCCCUUGGCAAGGGUUUUCCCCCCCAGCAACCGCUCCCCGGGGCCCAAAGACGUGGUGUCGAAUUUAAGGCCCGCCCCCCGCAACUCCCCCGAUUCAGAGGGGGUUUUGGGUUAAAUGUUGGGGAAAACAAUUUUUAGUGAAUGCAUUCAGUUGUGCAACGUUAACCCCCCCUACCCUUCUUCCCGGGGUUCCUUUCCCUUCCCCCCCUCCUCUUCUCACCCCUUCCCCCUCUUCCCCCCUCCUUCCCCCUCCCUCCUCCCCCCAAAAAAACCCCUCACCUUUCCCCCUUUCCCCACUUUUCCUAAACCCCUCCUCUCCGUCCCCCUGCUGAAUGGUUUCCUCACUUCGUUCAUGUCCACCCUGCCCCCUGGGCGACUCGGAAACCCCAAACGAAAACAGGAAAGGAAAACCCCCUUUUCUAUAGGGGGGGGAACCCUUAAUAUGGGAAUUGCAAGGGGUGGACCCCCUCUUUCCUUUUUUUUAAUGUCAAAAGGGGCUACAAAAGUUUGGGGCUUAAGGCGGGGAGUCUAUCCAACCAAAGUCCUUGCCCAAAACAGACAGUAGCGGGGAAAAAACGCUAUUGUUUUUUUUCAAAUUCCAAAGUUGGGGUUUCGUCCCGCCUGGGGGAUCUUGGGGUUUUCCAAAAAAAAGGGGGGGCCCCCCCCCCUUUUUUUUUUUUUUCCCCCCCCCCCCCUCUUCUCUCUUCUCCUUUCCCUUUCCCCCCUUCCUUUCUCUCUUUCUCCUCUUUCUCUCUUCCUUUUCUUCUUCUCCCCCUUUUGGGUUUGGGACCCCCUUUUCUUGGAAAGGCGGUAGCCCCUGUGGUUUUUUUCGCAGGGGGGGGGACCGGGGGGGGAGGGGGGAAAAAAAAGGCCCAAAAAUUUCAAAAAAAAGAAGGUUUUUUGGGAGGAGGCAGGCAGGGAAAAAAAACUCUCCCCCGGACUCUCCCCCCGUCGUUUUCUCCCGGGCUACCCCCCCGGCCCCCUGCAGAUUGGACCCGACGCCCCUACUGAAAACCCGGGCCCCCCAAAAUGUUAUUCCCAGCCGCUCGCUCUCUGUCUUCUCCCCUCGCCCCGGGCCCCGGGCUCUUUCUCACUCUCUUUUACCAAAUUUAAUUCAAUUCCUUUUUCCUCCCGCUCCCGGGGGGGGCCCCUUUGUCCUUUUCCCUUUCUCCUUCCCCUCUUUUCUCUCCCCCCUUUCUCCCCUUCUUUUCCCCUCUCUCCCUUUUGUCUUUUCCCCCCCUCCCCCUCUCUCUCUACCACUCCACCCAGCUCCCUUCAUCCUACCCACCCCAGGUCCAUCCGACAGAGAGAGAAAAGAGAGGCCCACUCUUUGUUUAGUUCUUCCAGGUUCGGGCCCAUUGAGCCAACUCUGGGGUUCAUAGUUUAA
Messenger RNA from Coregonus sp. 'balchen', 29860 nucleotides. NCBI's taxonomy places the organism in Eukaryota, Metazoa, Chordata, Actinopteri, Salmoniformes, Salmonidae. The record is from the annotation of a GenBank genome assembly.